Messenger RNA from Lichtheimia ornata, 1884 nucleotides. RefSeq lists its product as uncharacterized. Lineage: Eukaryota; Fungi; Mucoromycota; Mucoromycetes; Mucorales; Lichtheimiaceae. Gene Ontology annotation, biological process: regulation of transcription by RNA polymerase II. The record is from RefSeq and is a predicted model, not a curated record. Gene Ontology annotation, molecular function: DNA-binding transcription activator activity, RNA polymerase II-specific; RNA polymerase II cis-regulatory region sequence-specific DNA binding. Gene Ontology annotation, cellular component: nucleus. Bases 1 to 1884 code for a protein of 627 amino acids. The transcript is spliced from 11 exons.
AUGAAACGUCAUUACGGAUUGGCCUCCCCAAGCACAUCACACUAUGCAGAAAGUGACCUGAGUGAUAGCGAAUCCACUGCGAGUGCCGAAGAAAUACCAACUCUAUCGGAUACCGAGUUUGUUUCUGAGCAAGAGGACAUUAUGAUGCUUGAUGCAGACAAUGAUUACGACGAUGGAUCGAUGUCCGAUGAAAAUUGCGAGGAAGAUGAUUUCGAAGACGAGCCAUAUGACAGCGAUAUUGAGCAAAUCGAAGACGACAUCGAGCUUGUACCUGCAUUCGACGAGAUUGAUUCGGGCACCGAUCACUCUUCUUCAGGAGCACUUAUUGGCGUAUUACAUGGCGAGCAAGGCGCUACGAUGAGAUUUGCAUUCCUAGGCUUCUUUCGCGGGAAAGGAUACACUGAUCAGAAUUCCUUUACGGUGUGGAUCAAGUUACGAAGCACUAGCUUUGUAUGGCUGGGAUCGUUUCUACGUCGCUGCGGCAUCGAGUCUCCUAGCCUGAGAUUUGUAUCCACGGGUUUCAACACCAAACUCAAAGCUGCAUUGAAUGGCAACGUUUUAUUUCGAACUUGCAAUCCGAUAUUAUACGAGCAACUUCACAUCCUCGGCAGCAGCAAAGUCAAGGACUCGGACCUUGAUACUUUGGCAUCCUUGUUCCCGGAAGCAGAUCCUGACAGGCAAUACGCAAUCCUUGUGUACUUUUUGGGAUUCUUUAUGGCCAGCGGACAUGUGCACUGGUUGCGAGGAAGAGAUGGAUUGACAAUACGAUAUUCAAGCAUCAUGUUCACGCGGCGUAACGUACCUUUUCUGGAAUUCCUGGAAGAUGCCUUGCGUAGCAUUGGGUUUGAUCGGGUUCAUUUGGCUGGAGUUCGCCUUACUAUUUAUUCGACACCAAUCAACAACAAGCUUCUUACCAACGCAAUCAGCAUCUAUCGCGAGCACAAUAUCCCUUUCGAUCAAAAGCUCUCCUUACUUGACGCGCUGUUAUCUGGAAAAGAGGUCUUGCUGAAGGAUGUCAUGAACCAAAUGACCUUUUAUGACUUCUUGGGAUACGACAAUAUGGAGAAGACGUUUGCCAGGGUGAUUGCCCAGGAUUUAUAUCCGUUACGCAUACAAGGUCUGAACGACAUCCUCAAAGCUGCUGGUCUCCCUAUGGUUAAGCACAUGGAUGAUUUCGAUAUGGAUCGCUUUAUAGCGCAAGUGGAGACUCUCUGGGCAUCAGCACACGACUCCAUGGGACAAGGGAUUGAACCCUCUGAACAAGCAAUGUUCCUCAAUUACAUUCGCUCGUGUUUUGAACGCCAAAUGGACCAAGUUCCAAUCGAUCAUGCUCCCCGUAAGCCAAUCAUUCGAUGUGAGCAAUGUGGAUCCUGCUUCGUACGAACCAACUCAUUACAGAAUCACAUUCGGGAUAAGCAUAUGGGACUGGAAUUCCCUUGUCGCCACGCUGGUUGUGAUAAAGUAUACAGCAAUCACAGAAGUCGUUUGAGACAUGAAAAGCAAGCACACACUGAUCAAGUGGAUUGCCCUGAAUGCGGCCAACAACUUCACGAAUCGGCGUUGGAAAACCAUAUGUUGCAUGAGCACAACCCAAAUAACGAGUUUGUUUGUGACAUUGAUACAUGCAAGAAACGGUUUACAACACAAGGAUCCUUGACUCGUCAUCGAAAGGUGCUCCAUAAGGAUUCGUUUACGAGCUGCUCUUUAUGUGGAGACGACGUUUGGAGUAGCGAGGUGGAAAUGAAAAACCAUCUUGAUCGUUGGCAUAAUCCAGCGGCUCCAUACCUUUGCGAUAUCUGUCACAAGCGAUAUUCUAGGAAGGAUACUGUCACCAGACACAAGCGAAACGUUCAUGCAAAACGUCAAAAGCAAAGCAUUGGCUGA